Molecule: messenger RNA, 327 nt
Organism: Microthlaspi erraticum
Lineage: Eukaryota; Viridiplantae; Streptophyta; Magnoliopsida; Brassicales; Brassicaceae
Source: the annotation of a GenBank genome assembly
AUGAUGGCUUGUAAGAGUUUGCUUAUCGUUCUCAUAAUUGUCUCUCUCUUUGGUCUUCACAGUUGUGAAUUUGGAGUUCAUCCGAAGGGGUAUGAAAGGUGUGUUACAAAGUUUAUGGGAACGCCAUGGCAGUUAGAGUUUCUGUGUUGUGUCGAAGCUCCUAAAAUUUGCUUCGCUGGAUAUCUUGAGGAAGCAUGCCUCAUAAGGUGUCCUCCGCUGCGUAAAGGAAAAAGAGGAGCAAAACCAUCUCCCCCUCCGCUGCGAAAAGGAAAAGGAAGAGCAAAACCGUCUAGACCUUAUUAUAGAUUUCCCCCACCUCUUCUUUAG